CCAGAUGGCGCCUGGGGGGCCGCAGAAAAAUUCUGGAACAUUAUUUAUAUUUUUAUAUAAUCUGUAUAAUUUUACCUGUGUGUACAUUUGGACUAUGGUGUGCAUAAUUAUUAAUAAUAAAAAAAUUAUAUAAAUAAAUUUAAUUAUACACCGCUGAAACGUCACUAAACAGCGACGUGUUAGUACAGUUUAUACCAGCCUCAUGCUGAUAAACCUACGGUAAUGGACAAGUUUUUAGAUAAAAGAUGUAGUCUUCUUGCUGAGAAAGUUGAUACAGGAGAGCCUAGUGGGAAGAAAACGAAAUUGAGAAAAUUUGACAACUCGUACAUAAAAUAUGGCUUCAUGGAAUAUAGUGAUGGCAGACCACAGUGCACGUUGUGCUUGAAGAUUUUAUCGGCUGAAGCACUGAAACCAACUAAACUCAGCCGACAUCUCACAACAGUUCACCCGGAGCACGCAAAUAAAUGUGAGGAAUUUUUCCAGAGAAAGAAAGACGAAUAUGUAAAGCAAAAGGUACGACUGACUAACAUUACAACGAUUCCCGAGAAAGCACAACAAGCAUCUUACCUGGCGUCAUUGCGAAUUGCCAAAUGUAAAAAGCCGCACACGAUUGGGGAAGAUUUAAUACUUCCAGCAGCAGUGGAUAUGUGCAGAGUAAUGGUUGGGGAGGAGGCGGCAAACAAAAUUAAAUCCAUACCGCUGUCUAACGAUACAGUAAGCAGAAGGAUUAAGGACUUGUCUUUUGAUGUGAAAUCACAAUUGACUGAAAGAUUAAGAUCGCGUGAGUUCGCGCUUCAGCUUGAUGAAUGCACAGAUGUUAGCAGUGCAGCGCAGUUGUUAGUGUACGCGCGAUAUUCAUGGGAUGAACACAUUUUGGAAGAUAUUUUAUUCACAAAAGAACUUGAGGGGAGAGCUACAGGUGAGGACAUUUUUAAAUUGUUGGACACUUUCUUUACAGAAGAAAAUCUGAGCUGGGAAAACUGCGUGUCUGUUUGCACUGAUGGUGCGGCAGCAAUGACAGGACACAAGAAUGGGGUUGUCGCCCGAAUUCAAGCCGUAAAUCCAAAGAUCGUAGCAACUCACUGUAUGCUUCAUCGUGAAGCACUUGCAUCAAAAUCAAUGGCACCUGACUUGCACAGUGUGUUGGAGGCAGUAGUAACAGCUGUGAACUUUGUUAAGUCGAGACCACUGAAGUCACGUCUCUUCGCCAAACUAUGCACGGAGAUGGGGGCGGCUCAUGAUCGGCUACUGUUCCAUUCCGAGGUGCGAUGGCUGUCACGUGGGAAAGUUUUGGAGCGAGUGUUCGAACUGAGACAUGAGCUACAGGACUUUUUAAAACAACAUAAACCUGACCUGGCACUGUUAUUUUCUGACCAACAAUGGAUUGCAAAACUGGCCUACCUCGCUGACAUUUUUACCAACCUCAAUGGACUUAAUCUGUCUUUGCAGGGGUCUUAUUCCACAAUACUAGAGGCAAGUGACAAAAUUGUGGCAUUCAGGAGAAAAUUAGAUCUGUGGAUACGUAAACUACAAACAGGAAUCACUGACAUGUUUCCAAAUCUUUCUGAAUAUUUGGACACAAACAUUUUAAAGGUGGACUUUAUGCUAGACACAAUUACCACUCAUCUCACCUUACUAAAUGAGCAUUUUGGUCACUACUUUAAAGACAUUGACAUGGAGAAAUAUGACUGGGUUCGAGAUCCCUUUUCUUGUGAUGUGAUGGCCAGUGGCCUCAGUGGAAAGGCUGAGGAUGAGCUUCUAGAAUUAUCCAGUGAUCGCACUCUCAGAAUGAAAUUUAAUCAGCAGACCUUAUCAGAAUUUUGGCCCAUGGUUGAAAAAGAGUACAAGGAGGUUGCUCUUCAGGCCAUGAGACUAUUGUUGCCUUUCCCGACCACAUAUCUUUGUGAGGCAUCUUUCUCAGCCAUGAUGGCAAUAAAGACAAAAUACAGGGCACGGCUUAAUGUAGAAGAUGACUUGAGAGUGUGCCUGUCACCAAUAACACCCAGAAUUGAUAAGCUCUGCAAAGAAAAACAGUCUCACCCUUCCCAUUAAGACAGACUGUGUGCACUAUUUUUAUUAUUAAAUUAAUGUUCUAGCAUUGAAUGAUUUAUUUAAAAUGAUAUUUCAACCACCAAUAAGCUACUGACCUUUUACUAUAAUACUUAUAAAGCCUGUUUUACUACCUCAUCAAAAUGUUACAAAAAUCAAAUAUGUUGAAUGUUAAAUGUUCAGUGGUGUUCUAAUAUGCAAAAAGGGAAUUACUGUUAUGUAAACUGAUUAAUAUUUUUUUUACAAAAGAAGAAGAAUUUUAAUCCCAAAACUUUUUAAAACACUUUUGUAAAAUUUUAUAACACAGAAAUGGUCAUAACCAACAAAACUUGAAGUUCAAGCAAUGUAUAAUCUAUUAUCUUUGAGGUUUAAUUAAAAUUUUAAGGAUCUAGAAUGUUUGGUGUCAUUUAUUUUCUUUGGGGGGCCACAAAGUGAUGUAUCCUGCACGAGGGGGGCCUCACACUGAAAAAGUUUGAGA
Molecule: messenger RNA, 2527 nt
Organism: Misgurnus anguillicaudatus (oriental weatherfish)
Lineage: Eukaryota; Metazoa; Chordata; Actinopteri; Cypriniformes; Cobitidae
Source: RefSeq, a predicted model, not a curated record